AUGCAAGAAAACAGUAGUCUGCGCAGCACUAUCUCGACGCAAUCAUCAAACUGCCUAGCGCUCGAGAGUGACAAUCGGGCACUCAAGAUGAAGAUUGAGAGGACCGAAGACACGCUGAUUCAGAGAGAGACUACAAUUGAGACCCUGGAACGACAGCUGUCCGAAUCACAAGUGCUUGUUCAGGAGCUGGAGCAACGCAUUCGCUAUGAGGAGACAAUCCGCCGUCGUCUCCACAACACUAUCCAGGAGCUCAAGGGCAACAUCCGAGUAUUCUGCCGAGUUAGACCUGUGAGUGACUCCCCAAGCGCCAGCAGGAAUGAAACGACGGCGGCGUUGAUCAAGUAUCCAGACCCAGAGGGCCGGGAAAUUGAGUUUGCGCAGUCGAUCGAAUCGGCUACGGGUUCGCAGACUCAAAAGACAUACCCGUUCACGUUCGACAAAGUCUUCCAGCCAGCAUCGACACAGGAUGACGUAUUUGAGGAGAUCUCUCAGUUGGUGCAAUCGGCUCUGGACGGUUAUAAUGUGUGUAUCUUUGCGUACGGACAGACUGGCAGUGGAAAGACACAUACGAUGGAAGGGCCCUUGAAUGCAGAUGCGAAGAGCAUGGGUAUGAUUCCUCGUUCUGUUCUACAAAUCUAUGAGAACGCCAAGGCACUCGAGUCCAAGGGUUGGGAGUAUACGAUGGAGGGACAGUAUGUUGAGAUUUACAACGAGUCGAUCAAUGACCUGCUCGGGAACGACGGGGCGGAUGCUCCAAGCAAGAAGCACGAGAUUCGACAUGGAACAAACGGCAAGACAACUAUCACAGAUAUUACGACCGUGGUGCUGACCUCGCCUGAAAAGGUUGCGGCUCUUUUAACGAAGGCAGCCCAUAAUCGAUCGGUCGGAUCUACACAGAUGAAUGAGCGGUCGUCCCGAAGCCACUGUGUAUUCACACUUCGACUGUCUGGAAGGAAUUCUAUAACGGAGGAAUCGAGCGAAGGUGUUCUCAAUCUCAUUGAUCUUGCAGGUUCAGAGCGAUUGUCACAAUCAGGCGCAACGGGCGACAGACUGAAGGAGACGCAAGCGAUCAACAAGAGCUUGAGUUGCUUAGGUGAUGUUAUCUAUGCCAUCUCAAACAAGGAUCCACACAUCCCAUAUCGAAACUCAAAGCUGACAUAUCUGUUGCAGAACUCGCUCGGAGGCAACAGUAAGACGCUUAUGUUUGUCAAUAUCUCGCCGCUGAUGAGCAAUUUUAACGAGACGCUAUGCUCUCUACGCUUUGCGACCAAGGUGAAUGCCUGCACGAUCGGAACCGCGACCAACAAGCGAGCGGUCGUUGGCAAGCCAUGA
Molecule: messenger RNA, 1332 nt
Organism: Gamsiella multidivaricata
Lineage: Eukaryota; Fungi; Mortierellomycota; Mortierellomycetes; Mortierellales; Mortierellaceae
Product: P-loop containing nucleoside triphosphate hydrolase protein
Exons: 4
Coding region: 1-1332 (443 amino acids)
Biological process (GO): microtubule-based movement
Molecular function (GO): microtubule motor activity; ATP binding; microtubule binding
Source: RefSeq, a predicted model, not a curated record